Molecule: messenger RNA, 2880 nt
Organism: Phyllopteryx taeniolatus (common seadragon)
Lineage: Eukaryota; Metazoa; Chordata; Actinopteri; Syngnathiformes; Syngnathidae
Exons: 2
Coding region: 942-1673 (243 amino acids)
Molecular function (GO): nucleic acid binding
Source: RefSeq, a predicted model, not a curated record
GGGAAAUUUGGACUUCGAUUUCGACUUGCAUGUGAAGUUACAUUAUGAGCUUUAUACGGUCCUGGGUUUUUCCAGCAUAUUCGAUCGGGAAAAGCAGCCACCUCGGUCAAAACUCAAAAACUUCUGACCGCCACGUUAUCGGACCAGAGAUUUUGUACUGCACGGGCACUGCUGGCAAAUAAAGAAAUGGAAGUAAUUCGUAAAACAGGAGGACUGCAAAUGUGCCAGACAAUUUCCAAACAGGUCAAACAAGUCGUAGUUUCAAAGUCAGAUGGUGAUGAGGAGAGUCCCGAGUGCAGGUGAAACAGCGUGGAUAAUUACAGACAGCGCUGUGUCUACAGCGGCCUUGGCCAACAACAGAGCACAUAUCUGUGUGAGCAGCUGCACGAAUACUAACAAAACAUCCCAGAGGAGUCGCCUCACUGAUGAACACCUGCAGCCCGUCCUGAGAAUCGGAGAAAAGACACUAAGUAUCCAGAACUGACAAAAUGGCAUACGAAGCCAGAACGUUUGGAUUCAUCAUGAGUUGAACUUUUACUGGAAAGCACCAUUUUUCUGCAUAUUUUCCGUUUCCGGUUGUUUCAUGUCUUUUCUUUGUAUAAAAGUACCGUAUUUUCACAACUCAAAAGUCUUGCAUUUUCUCCAAAAUGGACGGGGCGCCUUUUGUGUGCACCGAGUUCCAAAAUCUAUAAAUGUUGUUGUGGGAUGAGCGCUCCCUCCGCUUGACCGACUCGGAGCAUUUCCUGCCGCGAACGUGGCUGAGGACAGCAUGCGGACGUAAAGGGGGGAGGGUGCGCGUGAAGGAGGACGCUAAAGACACGCCCCCAGUAGGUAUAUAGCCCCGGUAUGUGCAUCGUUUGGCUAAGGACCCCCGAAAAUGGCACCUACGAAGAGACACACUUACGAAGCACAGUUGAAACUGCAAGCUGUCAGUUACGCGGAUGAACAUGGGAAUCGAGCAGCCGCGAGAGAAUUCAAGAUCGACGAAUCCACGGUUCGCAAGUGGAGGAAGCAGGAAAACGAGCUUCGCCGAGUCAAGAAGACGAAGCGGAGUUUCCGCGGAAACAUGGCGAGGUGGGCCGGGUUGGAAGACCAACUCGAGCAAUGGAUUAGCCGGGAGAAGCGUCUCUCCACUCACCAUUCGACUGAGGGCAAUAACGCUUGCAGAAGAAAUGAAAAUCCAACAUUUUCGUUUUAUGAAACGGCGCCAUCUAUCCCUCCGGGCAAGGACUACCGUGGCGCGGCAACUUCCGAUGGAUUACAAGGAACAGCUGGCCAUCUUCCGCUGCGACUGCAGUAAAAAGAUGGCCGACAAACGCAUCCGGCCCGACCACAUCACCGACACGGACGAGGUGCCGCUCACUUUCGACAUCCCGGUGAACCGCACUGUAGAGAAGAAGGGGACCGCCACGGUGGCGAUACGCACAACGGGGCACGAGAAGUCGGCUUUUACUGUUGUGCUUGGUUGCCGUGGUAUUGGACAGAAACUGCUGCCGAUGGUGAUGUUUAAGAGGAAGACGCCGCCUCAGGAAAAGUUUCCAGCCGAAGUCAUCGUGCAGGCCAAUCAAAAGGGCCGGAUGGACGAGGGGAAAAUGAGAGAGUGGCUGAGCGAGGUGUACGUAAAGAGACCGGAUGGGUUUUUUCCACGCGUCACCGUCCCCGUUGAUCUGUGACUCCACGCGCGCCCAUCUCACAGCCACUGUGAAAAAUCAAGUGCAGCAAAUGAACUCGGAGCUUGCCAUCAUUCCGGGAUCCUUGACGAAGGAACUCCAACCGCUGGACCGGUGUAAACAGGGCGUUCAAAGUCAAGUUGCGAGCGGCGUGGGAGCGAUGGAGGACAGAUGGCGAACACAGCUUUACUAAGACUAGGAGGCAAGGCCGGGCGAGUUACGCCACCCUAUGCGAACGGAUUGUGGAUGCUUGGGCCGAGGUAUCCGCUUUGACCGUUGUCCGAGCUUUCGUGGAAGCCGGCGUCAUUCCCGAACAGCCCCCCCCCCCCCCGGCAACGAGACCGACUCCGACAAUGACGAGAGGGAACCCGGCGUGUUUGUUGGAGAACUUGCCCGGCCGGCUGUUCAUUUGGGAUACAGAACAUGAGGACUUUGAUGGAUUUGUGGAGGAGGAUUAAUCAAAAAAAUAACGCGAGUAACAUUGUUAAAUACUUCAAUAAAGUACAACCGAACUCAGUUUUGCUCCCGCUGCCUUUUUAAAGACAUUGUUUUAGCGUGCAUGCAUGCUAGCAUAUGUUUUAAGCUAGCGCAUGUUUUACCAUGCCUAUGCCUAAAUACAGAAAGAGACCCCGUAACUGAGACUACGCCUUUUCAUACGGUGCGAACUCAUUGUCGUGAAAAUACGGUAGGCUCCCCAGACGGCAAGAAGUAUUUCCCACAGCAAGUGUUUUUUUUUGAGGACAACAGCAUUUUAUAAGGCUCCCAGCUGCAGCAACCUUCGGGAACAUUUGGGAAACAUUGCCGCAAAGCCGGAAGCGUUUCUUCUUCUUUGGUUUCGUGAGAUCACCUGAUCACGAGAGAUUUUAAGUUUGGCCUUUGAACAAACUCUUUGUGUGUGUGGUGUUCUGUGUUGUUAUUAUCAGAGCACACCACACACAAUACGACCAAAACUGUUAAAUGCCAGAUGUUGCAUCUUUCUUUGUGGAGUCUGUCACAGAUAAAACAACUGCUCUAAGUGCUAGAGGACUCUGCAUCUUUUUGCCCAAUUGUUUUUUGUCAAUGUCUUUAUGUCUCCAAAGUGUUCUGUAAAUUGACCGUCUGUUGUCGUACUCGAGCGGCUCCGACUACAGGAGACAAAUUCCUUGUGUGUUUUGGACAUACUUGGCAAAUAAAGAUGAUUCUGAUUCUAUCCAGCAGAUUUCCAUCGGGA